Molecule: messenger RNA, 943 nt
Organism: Arabidopsis arenosa
Lineage: Eukaryota; Viridiplantae; Streptophyta; Magnoliopsida; Brassicales; Brassicaceae
Source: the annotation of a GenBank genome assembly
AUUAAUUUCCUCACGACUUCAACUUUCCUUCUUAGUAUUUUCCGACGGGAAAGUUGUUCAAAUCGCUGUUGAAUUUUGAUUUCUCGGAGACGAUCACAUUAUCGCUUCUGAGAUCAAAGACGAUGCAGCAAUUACUGUUCGCGGUUGUUCUCUUCGAGGUUGUUGUGAUAAUGGCGCUUUCCUUUAAGACGCCGAUGAGGAAGCUCUUGAUCAUGAGCUUGGAUCGUUCGAAGCGUGGUCGUGGACCGGUGGUGAUUCAGACGGUUUCGGCGACGGUUAUUGUGCUUCUGGUGACGAGCGUGUAUAAUAUGAUGGCGAUCCAGAAGCGUUGGAUCGAAGACGGUGUAGUGAACCCUACAGAUGAGGUUAUUAUGGCUAAGCAUCUCCUUGAAUCGACUCUCAUGGGUGGUUUUCUAUUCCUUGGGCUAAUGAUAGACAGGCUGCAUCAUUACAUGAGAGAACUACGCAUAAGAAGGAAGAACAUGGAAGUUAUAAAGAAGGAAGGAGCAUUAUUGGAAGGUGUAAAGGCCAGAGGCUUAGAUGAAGUUAAAAACUUGAUGGAAGAAAUUACGUCGCUUCGGAAAAGGCAAGAGCAGCUGGACUCUGAGCUUGAGGCAAGGUCUAAAGAGAUUCGUACAGAGAAAACCAGUGCAGUUGCUCUACAAAAGCAAUCUGAAGGAUUCCUUAUUGAGUUUAACCGGUUGCUUGAGGAAAACCAGGUUCUGCGAGACCAAUUGCACGCUGUGGAUUCGAAACUUUCGCGUUCAAGCAGCAAAAAGAAUACUUGAGAGACCUUAUUCCAACACUUUAAACUUCUUUGCGAUUCUACCGUCUGAAUAGAUUUGUUUCGAGUUUGAUAUCAGGAGCUUGUGGUUUGGUGUUAUCACAUCUUUAACAUGGAAGAUGAUUGGGAAAGAUCAGAGAAUACAAAACAAGUAUAGGU